This is a messenger RNA of Leptopilina heterotoma, 2747 nucleotides long. Its product is annotated as ankyrin repeat domain-containing protein 13D. Bases 143 to 2077 code for a protein of 644 amino acids. Gene Ontology annotation, cellular component: cytoplasm. Gene Ontology annotation, molecular function: protein binding. The record is from RefSeq and is a predicted model, not a curated record. The transcript is spliced from 14 exons. NCBI's taxonomy places the organism in Eukaryota, Metazoa, Arthropoda, Insecta, Hymenoptera, Figitidae.
UAGUUUAUUCCCUUACAAAUGGAUCCCAUUCUAAAAUCGUCUGAUAUCAUCUGUCAAAUUUUCUUUCAUUCUUGGAUGUUGUGACGUAUUUUAUUUUAGACCAUUUAAAUUUUUUAAUGUUAAAAAAUUCAUUUCCCCAAUAAUGGUGAAUGUAGAAAAAAUUCGAAAAGCUUAUCCACUCCACUGGCUCGUUUGGAAUAACGAUUAUGUUCAACUUGAUAAGGAGUUGUCCACAAAUUUGCACGAUAUAGAGAAACAUGACUGUAGAGGUAGAACGCCACUCAUGUUGGCCGUAACUCUCGGUCAUCAGGACUCGACAAUGGUUUUACUGCAGCAUGAGGCGAAUGUUAAUACCGAAAAUACACAAGGAUGGAGUGUUGUACAAGAAGCCGUGGGAACAGGAAAUCCUCAAUUACUUCAAAGUAUUCUUGCAAGACGAGACUACCAAAGAUAUUGCAAUCGUGUCGCUGGAAUUCCGGAACUGCUACAUAAACUCAAACAGGCUCCAGACUUUUACGUAGAAAUGAAAUGGGAAUUCACAAGUUGGGUACCUCUUGCCUCUCGAAUGUGUCCAAGUGACACUUACAAGGUUUACAAGCAAGGAAGUAAUGUGAGAAUCGACACGACCCUUUUGGGCUUUGAUCACGCGAAUUGGCAACGGGGAAAUCGUAGUUACAUUUUCAAAGGUCAAACAACACCAAAUCCACCUCUGACGACGAUUAGGUGCGAUCGCAGUUAUGUCUUCAGCAUGAAAGGCGAUCACGCAGACGAUGGAGCAACAAUGAUGGAGGUGGAUCAUGAGACGAGAAAAGUUUACGUCGAACACAUGAAUCUUAUUGGGGAUGAAAAUAUUCAACUAAUGGAACCUUCCGAGGAGGGAAUUUUAGCUAGACUCACAAAUCCUAUUGUUACUACUUAUAUUGACACGGAUAAAAUUAGUUUUGAAAGAAAUAAGGCAGGAAUCUGGGGCUGGCGAUCCGACAAAAGUGAAUCGGUGAAUGGCCACGAGUGUAAAGUCUUUAGUGCUAGUAAUGUAGAAUUAAUAACGAAAACUAGAAUUGAACAUUUGUCAGAAGCGGAUAAGGCGAGGGCGAGAGCACCGCGAACGCCAAUUCAAUCGUUUUUGGGAAUUGCCGAGCAACAGCAGCAAGAAAACUACGGGGCGGCUGCAAGUGAAGAAUUCACUAACGUUGGAAAUCCCUCCAAUAUCACGGCCGAGGAAUAUUUCGAUCCAAAUGUGAAUUUAAAUGGAAGAGAUAUUGGCCGGCCGAAGGAAGUAAAUACAAAGAUACAAAAAUUCAAAGCUACUUUAUGGCUUUGCGAAGAUUAUCCUCUUAGUCUUCAAGAACAAAUAAUGCCAAUUGUGGAUCUUAUGGCAAUAUCCAGUUCUCAUUUCGCCAAACUAAAAGACUUUAUCCAAAUGCAAUUACCUGCUGGAUUCCCCGUGAAAAUUGAAAUUCCGCUCUUCCAUAUUUUAAACGCGAGAAUUACCUUUGGAAAUAUUUUUGGUAUGGAUCAAGAGAUUUCAAAUGUUAGUCGGCUGCAGGAAAUGAAUAGAAUGACUUGUAUCGUUGACGAUAUUUGCUUUCAAGCCCCACCAGGUUACGUCAAAUUGGGUGCAGAGGUUCGAACACAGUUUAGCGUCGAGGAAGAGGACGAUUUACUUCAAUUUGCUAUUCAACAAAGUCUGAUAGAAGCUGGAAGUGAAAGAGACGAGGUAGGAGGAGGAUAUUCGAAUUUAAAGAGAAAGGUGGAUAUUUGGGAAGCGUUGAAUGUUCAAAAGCCAUCGCGACCCGCAACUCCGAGUAUUUCUGCCGAAGAGGAAAAACAACUUCAAAGAGCAAUACAAGCGAGUUUAGAACUUUAUCGUGAGACAUCGGAUUACGUGACCGACGAGGCGAGUCGGGAUUUACCAUCGGGACAAGAAUCCAGAGAGGCCGCAUUUGAAGGAACAGCCGAGCAAUUAGAAAUCGCCCUUAGACUCUCGGAGCAACAGCAAAUUGAAGAGGAACAACGUCGACUUGUCGAGGAGGAAACUUUCCGUCAAGUUCUUGAACUCUCACUCACUGAUAAGUGAACAAAUAUCAAUUUCCUUUUUUAUCAUCGCAAAAUCUAAAUCUUCCCAAAAAAAAAAAAGUGUUCAGGAUCCUUUUUACUCUUUACAAUAAUUGGCGUCGAUCUUUCCCGUCCCCGCCCCUUUUUCCUCUAUGACGAGAAUUGAGGCGAUUUUAUAAAAAAAAAAUAACUUUUUUUUCAAAAACCUUUUUUUUCCAAAAGGGGAAUUUCUAAGUAAAUAAAACAAAAGUCUUUUUAGUGUUGAAACUUAUUAUUAUAUAGGGAAAAUUUGGAGUAACAUGAAAGUGUAAAUAACCCAGGGACGUCCGAAUAAGGAACAAAAUAAAAAGACUUAUUAAACUUAAGAUGAAAAUUAAAAAAAAAUAAUGAAGCAGUUUUUUGACAAAAAACUAUUUGAUAAAAUAGAAGAUAAAAAUAAAAAUCUUAUAUUGUAUUCUUGCCUUAAAAUAAGGUAUGGUCAUAUUUUAUUCGCCUCUUUUCUCUCCAGUGAGCCUCAUAUUUUAUAAAAGUUUAUAUAUAUAUAUAUAUAAAUAUAUAUGCGAUUAGUGUUCCUACUACUAUUAGGCGGUACAUCGAAGGGCGUCCUCGGGUGAAUUUCCUACUGAUGAUGUGCUAUAUUUGUAUAAAACUUUCUUCGAUAAAUACGAAAUAAAACUGACUGCAGAGCGAGA